Messenger RNA from Oryzias melastigma (Indian medaka), 2194 nucleotides. Its product is annotated as proline-rich protein 7. Lineage: Eukaryota; Metazoa; Chordata; Actinopteri; Beloniformes; Adrianichthyidae. The record is from RefSeq and is a predicted model, not a curated record.
GAGGAGAGGAGGAGGAGGAGGAGUCAGGUGGUUAAGGUGAACCCGCUCUGUGGAGCGGCACGCGCAGGCAGCGCGCGCGGACAGCUCUGCGGGUCUGGAUGCGGAGAACUCCGUUUGAACAGCAGCGGAGCCACAGGACGCGGUUCUGGUCGAGUUCUGGAUCCGAACUUCUGGGUCUUCAUGCUAGAACUGAUUCUGUCUGGAUGAAGAUGACCUGAGGAUGAGGAGGAGGAGCCUUCGUCAGUCUAAGUCCAGAACGGAUUCUGGAGCCCUUCCUGGUGAAAGCAGGUGUGGGCGGAGCCUAAGCAUCUGUCAGAACUUCAGACUUUAACGUUGAGGUGAGUGGUCCGGAUGGGUUCUGUUCAGCGCUCAGCAGAAAGGAGGAGGAAGGAGAGACUGCGCCUCCUAGCGGCCGCUUAGAGGCAGGAGUUCCUUAGAAUCUGAUCGAUCAUUUCUGAGCUCCAGCUGAAACCAACAUCUAAGAUUCGGAGACCAAACCGUUUGGACCGGGUUCAGGUUCGGUUCUGCUGUGGAGUCAGGCUGGAGUAACUAGUUACCUGGUUGGCUGACUAGGUGAAUUCUUAGUGUGGAAGUUUACAGUUCUUUUCUGAAAAACGUUUUUUCUGUGAUCCAUGAUGACGUACCAGGGGGGCAGCGUCCUCCCUGAAGGUCCGAUUCUGCCGAUGGACACGAAGCACCAGAACUCUCUCUGUUGUCUGACCAGAAGGUUUGAGCUGAGCUCCCUCCAGCAGCCCAAAGAUGCUUCAAUGUUGGUAAAACUUUAUUGUUCUUUGAGCUUCAGGACAAAGUCAGACUCACAGGAAGAAUAAAGUCGGACGAUUCCAGGAAAAGUAGAAACCCGACUCGAUCCUCCGGCUUCAUGGAAUCUGAUGGAAGUUUCUUUAAUUGAAAGAUCCAUGUGACGUCCAGGAGUCCCGCCGGGAUCUGAGGGGCCGGAGUUCAGGGUCCAGACGGUCAGGACGGCCCCCGGCUCUUGGGGGGAGGCCCUCAUCCUGUCCAAGAUUCCUCUUCCUCGUGUCUGAAGCUGUCAGGAGGAAUCGGGAGAAGGAUUUCCCAUCAGAGUCGGUUCUGACUGAAUGUUUCCAGGAGUCUGAGUGGAUCUAAGGUUCUUCUUUGGUUCUGGUUCAUCUGGAUCUUUUUCUGGACGUUUGCUGCUGGAGCGUCAUGGUCCUCCUCUUGAAAGAUGUUUCCAGGACUCGUUUUCCUCUCAGACGCUGAACUUCUCCUGUUUGGAUUCUGUGAAGGCGGUGAAGCAGAACUGGAAGUUCUGUUGGAUCCCAUCCGGUCCCUCCAGGCCCGUAGAGACGCCGAGCUUCGAUGUGGAUCUGGGACGUGGCGUUCCUGAAGGAUCCGUCUCUCUCCCAGUCUGGUUUUGACAGAAGAAGCUCUUCCUCUUACACAGAGAUGAUCUGUGGUUGUCAACGUUCUGCCGUUUGAAGGACGCCGCCGCUCAUCCCGCCGUCGCCAUGGUGAUGUCUCACGGCACCUACACCUUCCUGGGCUGCUUCGCCGGGUUCUGGUUGGUGUGGGCCGCCAUCGUCCUGCUCUGCUGCUUCUGCAGCUUCCUGCAGCGUCGGCUGAAGCGCCGCCGCGAGGACCGACUCCGAGAGCAGUGUCCGCGGCCGGCCGAGGCCGCUCCCCUCAGCUGCCACACCGCCGCGUUCUCGCCGCCGCCGGCGUGCUGCCCCCCUCAGCCGCCCGCCCCUCAUCCCACCUCCAGAGCCUCCUGGGUCUCCAUGCUGGACACUGACGUCAUCGGCAAGCCGCCGUGUUACGAGGAGGCGGUCCUGAUGGAGGACCCUCCCCCUCCAUACAACGAGGUGCUGGCCGACCCCAGAGGCGGGACCUACCUGAAGCCGGCUCCGCCUCGCGCUGCGGCGCCGCCUUUGAGGGAAGAUCGGGAUGCGGCUCAGGUGUUCGCGCCAUCGACCUGCAAAGCCUCUGCCGUGGGGGCGUUUCCGGACCGGGGGUACUCCUCUCUGGUCCGCCUGCCGUCCUCGCAGCGCUGGGACUCCCUGGGUCACCUCCUGUCCAACAUGGACCUGAACCACAACAACCUCAGCCCCCCCGGAGUCCGGUCCGCUCAAGCAGCCGCCGCCAUGGCGACCAUGCCUCGCAGAGAGCCCAGGACUCAUCAGGGACUCCAGGGGGGGUUAGCAGAGCUCCAGGGGGG